UCUUCUCAGAUGUCAAACCCAAGAUACAACUUCAGCUGGUACCAAGACUUUCCUACUUGCUGUUUGCUGCCAGAAAGGUUGCUAAUAUUAACUGAAACACAUUAACAUAUUGAAGGGUUUAUUUAAGUUAAUAGUGAUUCAUGGUUCUGGCAGUGCCAAAGCACAAGCAGUUCAGACCUCUGCUGAAGGAGCGUGAGGGGAAGGCUUUGAGAAGGCAAACACAGAAGCAAGACAAAGAAAACACGCAGUUAGCCAGAGUGGAACGCAUGCACAGUGGCCUCAUUUGGACCAUUCCAGUUGGAAAUCCCUGGUUGGAGGUUAGUUGGUGACUUCUGAAUGGUUGAAGUUUUGUUUUCCUAGACUCACUGGGAGAGACCUAUCUUCUGCUGGAAUUUAAGCCAGACACUCAGAGACCUGCCAUGAAGCCCUGGAUUCUCCCAUUCAUCGUGCUUAUUCAUGAGUUUAUAGUGCUGCUGCCUGUGCUUGGGGGCCACAAGUACAAACAUCACAUGGAGUUUGAGAUCAACCAGUGUUGGGUACAGCCUCCGGAGCAGUACUGCAGGAAACGGUGCACGAGGGGGAACUCCUGCCUGCAAGACAAUCACACCUGUUGCUGGACCUACUGUGGGAACAUCUGCUUGAACAACAACGAGCCUUUUAAAACAAUGUUAAAGCCCUUAAAACCCUAGCAUCUGCUUGGCCCACCACUGUUGUGGGCUGGAGGAAGACAGUGGCUUGGUCUAAGCAGAGCAUCGCCUGGCUCCCUGCUGGACCACUCACUCUCCUAGGACCCCUCUGCUCUCUCCCUUACCUUGCCAC
Ochotona princeps (American pika) is the source of this 819-nucleotide messenger RNA. RefSeq names its product WAP four-disulfide core domain 9 (gene WFDC9). The record is from RefSeq and is a predicted model, not a curated record. Lineage: Eukaryota; Metazoa; Chordata; Mammalia; Lagomorpha; Ochotonidae. The transcript is spliced from 4 exons. The coding region runs from base 420 to 689 and encodes 89 amino acids.